Molecule: messenger RNA, 4112 nt
Organism: Solea senegalensis (Senegalese sole)
Lineage: Eukaryota; Metazoa; Chordata; Actinopteri; Pleuronectiformes; Soleidae
Product: serine/threonine-protein phosphatase 2A 55 kDa regulatory subunit B gamma isoform
Exons: 11
Coding region: 1846-3204 (452 amino acids)
Biological process (GO): peptidyl-serine dephosphorylation
Cellular component (GO): cytosol; protein phosphatase type 2A complex
Molecular function (GO): protein phosphatase regulator activity; protein binding
Source: RefSeq, a predicted model, not a curated record
GUGGCAGACAGCCAGUUUCAGUGAUGGCACCAACUGUCACUGUCACUCUCUGCUUCCACGCCGACUGAAUCGUCUCUGUGUGAUGGAGCGUGACUUGAAGUGUCUCUCUUGCAGUCAGUGGGUAUCUCUGGUCCCUCUCCUUUCAGUGCCGUGCAAUACGGCCACUCGAAAAACAUUUGUCUUGGUGAACAGAGCACAAGUCAGUUUACUGAUGCUGAUCACAGUAUGAAUGGUGAAUGGACGCAUCGUUGCAAAUGAACACACUCAACAACGCAAAGAGUUUUUUUAUUGUAAUUUCACAGAUUUGUAGCUAGAGAAACUACUCUGACUGUAUGUACAUGUUGAAUAUCUGUGUGUAUUAAAGUGUGCACAAGCAGUGAAUUGUAAAAAGGGAGAUGGACAUAUUUCACAUACAUUUAUAGAAAUCGACAAAACCAAUAGAGACAAUCCUUUUCAGUUCUGGUCGUCAGUGUUGCUGUCUCUUCACCUCACGAACUAUGGUCUACAGUCAAUCGUCAAACAAAAAUGUAAAUAAUUAUGUCCGCUUCGAUUAUUCUUUAUGUUGAAUCAAGAUAAUCUAAGGUAAAUGACUGAUAAUGGUAUCUUCUAUCUUCAGCAGAAAAGAGAGCACAAAAGUAUGUUUUCCCAAAACCUGAAUCACAGAAGAAUGAUCAUAUGAUAAUUAUAAGAUACUGUUAGUUGACGAAUCAGUAGUUAAACUAAAAUCUCCCAGCCCUGCACUGUAAAGAGUGUGUGUACAUACUUGUAUUUACAGUAUGACCUCUUUAUGGCUUCUUCUGUUAUGAACACUGACAUUGUCAGGACCAUAACCUGUGUGUGUGUCAGUUAUUGGUGCAUCAUCCUCAUCAUCACUGUGUUAAUUGAAUCAUGUCUCCAGGUGAAUCCUGUCGUGGUCACUGGACUGUGGCUCAUAUUCAGCACUCAGUGGAGUGAAACCCUCCUCCCUCUCUCUCUCUCUCUCUGCUUUCUCCCUCAUUAAUCACAACCUUUUAAGACACUCAUCCACUUCCGCUCUGUCUCACACACACACACACACACACUCCAUCCCUCUGCUUCUUUAUCAUAUUUAAUCACCUGCAGUCAGUGGUCAGGCAGAUCUCAGCCCUGUCAUGAUUGGCUGCACCAAUGAGUGGGCGGGGCCUAUUCUCACGCAGCAUACACGUACCAGCGCAGUGGGAGAGAUCCUCUCUCUCUCUCUCUGUGUCUCUCUGCCUUCCAUAGAUACGCCAGAGCGCAGACUGCAGCAGAAUGCAGGACCAGCAGGAUUUCCCCCAUCAUUCUGGAGCAGCAGAGAAACCAGAGACAGUCACCUGCUGAGGAGGAGGAGAGGGAUGCUGCUCCUGGAGGAUCCACUGAGGAGAACUUGACCCUCAAGCUGCACAGUGAGUAGGUGUGGAUCUGGCUCUCAGCAGCAGCUGUGUGGACUCCUGCACACGCACACACGCCUCUCUUGGACUGGACCGGACUUAUCCUGACCUACCUACCUGCCCCUCAUGCUCAUUUAAGGAAAGGAUGCCUGGGUCUGCGUCCCUGUGCUGAGGAGGCGGCGGCGGGCAGCAGUAUGGGCGCUGCGCUGGCCAGCAUCCCCACCACCACCACCACCCCCUCCUCCACCACCGAUCUGCCACCAUCACGCUGCCCCACUGACACGGGCGCUCCCCCAAGCCCCGCUGAUGGGCGAAGACACUGACGCCACCCCAGCACUCAACCUCCGCGGCUUCCUCCCCGACCACAACUAUGUGACUGAAGGGCUGCUCCUGGCUAUAGCCUGAAGAGCUCCGCCCAUCCUGUCCACCCCUCUCCACCCUGGACUCCUCCCCCAGGAUGUUGAGCCCCAUCCAGGUCCUGUGCUCCGACAUCACUACCCUUUCUCUGGAGCCUGAGCCGUUUGCCUCUUACACUGAAGCUGAUAUCAUCUCCACUGUUGAGUUCAACCACACUGGAGAGCUCCUGGCCACAGGGGACAAGGGGGGCCGAGUGGUCAUCUUUCAGAGGGAACCUGAGAGCAAGACGGAGCCUUUCUCCCAGGGAGAGUACAAUGUCUACAGCACCUUUCAGAGUCACGAGCCCGAGUUCGACUACCUUAAGAGUCUGGAGAUUGAGGAGAAGAUCAAUAAGAUCCGAUGGCUGCCUCAGCAGAACGCUGCACACUUCCUCCUCUCCACCAACGAUAAGACCAUUAAGUUGUGGAAGGUGAGCGAGAGAGACAAACGGCCUGAGGGAUACAACCUGAAGGAUGAGGAGGGUCGCAUCAAGGACAUCUCCACCGUGACCUCCCUACAGGUUCCGGUGUUGAUGCCGAUGGACCUGAUGGUGGAGGUGAGCCCGCGCCGAGUGUUUGCAAACGCCCACACCUACCACGUCAACUCCAUCUCCGUCAACUCUGACUAUGAGACCUACAUGUCGGCCGAUGACCUGAGGAUCAACCUCUGGCAUCUGGACAUCACUGACCGCAGCUUCAACAUUGUGGACAUCAAACCAGCCAACAUGGAGGAUCUGACAGAGGUGAUAACGGCGGCCGAGUUUCACCCCCACCACUGCAACUUGUUUGUCUACAGCAGCAGCAAAGGCACGCUGCGCCUCUGUGACAUGAGAGAAGCGGCGCUGUGUGACAAACACUCCAAAUUGUUCGAGGAGCCCGAGGACCCCAGCGCCCGCUCCUUCUUCUCUGAGAUUAUCUCCUCUGUGUCGGACGUCAAGUUCAGCCACAGCGGUCGCUACCUGCUCACCAGAGACUACCUGACCGCCAAAGUCUGGGACCUCAACAUGGAGAGCAAGCCCUUAGAGACGUAUCAGGUUCACGAUUACCUCCGCAGCAAGUUGUGUUCCCUUUAUGAAAACGACUGCAUCUUUGAUAAAUUUGAAUGUGCCUGGAACGGCUCGGACAGCGUGAUCAUGACCGGAGCCUACAACAACUUCUUCCGCAUGUUUGACCGGAACACUAAGCGCGACGUGACGCUGGAGGCCUCGAGAGAGAGCAGCAAACCCCGAGCCGUGCUGAAGCCGCGGAGGGUCUGCGCCGCCGGAGGAAAGCGCCGGAAGGACGACAUCAGCGUGGACAGCUUGGACUUCACCAAGAAGAUCCUCCACACGGCGUGGCACCCGACUGAGAACAUCAUAGCCAUCGCGGCCACCAACAACCUGUACAUCUUCCAGGACAAACUCAACUCUGAGAUGCAUUAACAGCUGGACGCGCUUACACCCAAACACAACAACUAUGCCAGAAUGUACUCAUGAACAUAACACACCCAGGAAUAUGCCUAACUCACAUGCACACACACACACACACACACACAUAUAAUCAGAAAACACAUGUCUGUGACCACAAUUUGUUCACCUUCUGUCCAGCCUCCCAGAACUGAAAGGACCUAGAGAGGGCUAAGAAGGGAACAGGCUGGAUUACACGAUGGAUUAUGGGUUGAAAAACAUGUCCAAACUGUGGAUGUGUUGAUUGUUAAGCUCUGGAUUGUGUGUGAUGAUUGCUACAUCAGCUUCUGAUUGUGAUAAACCCUUCAGACUGGAGAGAUGUUUACAUGUUUAUCCUUUUUUUUUUCCUUCUUCUUCAGGCUCUUUUGCCUCCUCUUCCUCUUCCUCCUCUUCUUCCUCCACCUCUCUAUAUUUGUGUGCUUGAGUGAAGCCUAUUCUUGUCCCUCGCCCACUGUUGUGUGUAUCAAGAAACCUACAUGGUUGUCUACCAGCGGCAUGGAUGAAAAAUGGGGCCUUUAUGUAACCAGCUGUUUGAUUUCAGAUCAGUAACCCCCCCCCACACACACACACACACUUUUGUUCCUGUAAUUUGUUCAAUGAUGUCAUCACUAGUGAUAACAAUGACGAUUUGAACAGAUAUGUGUAACGCACUAAGACGAAUUUGAACCUAAGUGCACCCAGAAGUCUCUGAGCUCCACUGGACCAUGUUCAGCGGAGCUAAAAAACCCUCAUGGUCCUACAGAGAGAAGCAGAAUUCAGCCGAUUGUCACACCACAGUCUAAUGUAAGGACACACACAGUGUGUUUCAAUCAUCAGUGAUGGGGGAUUCUGCUUCUGCUCCAGGACUGUGUCAUGUGCUAAGCUGCCGCUCAAUAAAACUCAAA